AUGGGUAGGCGACAAUUUUUUGCACAGCGAGACGAGUUCGCCAAGAAGAAGCGCCGUGAGCGGUUGGAGAAGAGCGGAUAUGUCUUCGGAGCACAUGCACAUGAAGAUGCGAUUCGAGACAAAGACAAGAGGAUCGAAAAGACCAAGAGGAUGUACAAGGAACACGCUGAACUAUGGAAGGACCCUCCGAGUCAUAAGCUUAUCAAGGAGUUUGUGCGUUGGUACAUUCAUUCCGCCCAAGGACGACUCAGUAAGAAUGGACGACCAGUAGCAAAAUCUGUGGUGUCGUUCGCGGAGCGAUUUUUUGGUGGCCUCGAAGAGGAGAGACAAAUGAGCGUUGCUCUGGAGGAUCGGAAGGAAAUAUUUAAUUGGAUCAAGAGGUCAUUGACAGCAGAAGGCAUCAUUGAAAAUAUCGAGUCCCCAAACCAUUCCUUUGCCAGGAAAGAUUUCCUCAGAACGGUUGCAUCUCUGUGGCAGACAGAUCAUCGCCGCUUCAUACCAGGGUUGCUCAAGGUCAUCAUCUUAUUUACUCUCCAGCUGUACCUCUUCACCGGAGCAAGAAUCGGAGCUGUC
This is a messenger RNA of Penicillium bovifimosum, 573 nucleotides long. RefSeq lists its product as uncharacterized. NCBI's taxonomy places the organism in Eukaryota, Fungi, Ascomycota, Eurotiomycetes, Eurotiales, Aspergillaceae. The record is from RefSeq and is a predicted model, not a curated record. The annotation marks the transcript as partial. The transcript is spliced from 3 exons.